AUGUCUAAAGCAGCGCACAUUAGCAGACACCCGGCAGACAUGCUAUCCACUCCUUUCCGAAAACACUAUCACCUCAUCAGAGCCAUCCACCUCGGCACCGGAGCAUCUGCCGGCACCUGGAAAGCCAGGCUCCCAUCCGACCCCCCUCUCCCACCAAACUGGCUUGGACGAGACAUCUGGCUCCACGAUGAUCUUAUGACCAUAGCCUGGGGGACCCUAUCCCUAUACACCGUCGAUAACCACCACAUCACCCUCCGCCUCGACGGCGGUACGUGGUUCACCGGAUGCGUCGACCUAAGUACCCUUCCACCGAGCGUCGACGAGCUAGCCACCCCAAUCAGCGGGAGCACGUACCUCCUGAUACCCCGAGAGAUAGAAGCGAGUAUUCGUAAGGAGACUACGUGGGCGCAAUGGUGGAUUGCGAAAAUUUUCGGAUAUAUCCGCCCGAGCGAACCCCCCAUGGGAGAAACACCCUGGGCCCCUGCUUUCUAA
Punctularia strigosozonata HHB-11173 SS5 is the source of this 492-nucleotide messenger RNA. RefSeq lists its product as uncharacterized. NCBI's taxonomy places the organism in Eukaryota, Fungi, Basidiomycota, Agaricomycetes, Corticiales, Punctulariaceae. Bases 1 to 492 code for a protein of 163 amino acids. The record is from RefSeq and is a predicted model, not a curated record. The transcript has a single exon.